Molecule: messenger RNA, 1349 nt
Organism: Bombina bombina (fire-bellied toad)
Lineage: Eukaryota; Metazoa; Chordata; Amphibia; Anura; Bombinatoridae
Gene: REC114
Product: REC114 meiotic recombination protein
Exons: 7
Coding region: 53-1129 (358 amino acids)
Source: RefSeq, a predicted model, not a curated record
CUGAGCCAGCUGUUUCUUGCUUCUGCAUGCAAAGAAAACACACGUAGGAGUUAUGGCAGUGCAAGGUAGGGAAAGUGUAAGCAAAAGCUUGCAGAGGGAGAUGCAUGAGGAAGAAUGGCCUCUGAAGAGGUAUGGCAGACUCAGAGAUGGAGAGAGAGAAGGGGAGGAGUGGAAGAUAUUUGAAUCAAAUGAUCAGUCUGGUAGACUCACCCUUACUAUUGUGAAUACAGGCCAUUUUUUCAUCUCCCAGGGACAUACACUUCUGGAAGGUUUCUCCCUCAUUUCAGCAGAGACAUGGCUGAAGGUUGGAAGGAAAUCCGACUGCAUUUUAUUUGGGUCAAAAAACCAGCAAGAGUCACGCAUGUUUAGAGUGCAGUUCAAUGGGGAAACCAAGGAAGAAGCUGUGAAAUCCUGUGAUAUGUGCGUGCAAAAGCUGCAGUUGUAUGUCCCUGUACAGGUAAGCAAACAUCUCUGUUACAAAGUAAAGAGGAACAACACUGAUGAAGACAGAGCGAGGGCACAGAGGGAAGAGAUGAGAGAACGUUUCCUGAGAAGAGGAUAUCAGAAUCGGCUAUUAGAACAACAUAUAACAGAAAUUAAUUCACAAGAGACAACAGAUAAACGAGGAGAUCGGGGAACAGAAGCAGAAAAAAUGACACUGGUUACCACAUAUGCAGCAGACAAGAAUGGCCUAAACACCAUCCUUAAAGAAAACUGGAAGAUACUGAGCCUGGAAGAUAACCUCCCAUUCAAAACAAUGGAGAAACCAAGGAUAGGAUACCGGAGGGGAAAAUCCCUCAAAGAUAUACUCUCAUCUGUAAUCCAGCGACAGGAGGAUCCGCGUCUUCCGAUGACGCUACUACUCCGAGGCAACACCUCCACCACUCCGACCAUCCACCUUUCGCGGAUCUUGAGCUCCUCCUCACCUCAGACGGAGCUCCGGCCACAGGAGCAGACAGGGGGUCUAUCACUGCUAACCCCAUGUGAGGAUGUAGGCACCAUCUAUCAACACUCUAUCUUAAGUACAGAUGAACUGGGAUCAUUUCUCAGGCUUUGUUUGUUGGACCAGCAUUUCCCAGCAUUUGUGGAGGCUGUGGAAAAAGAACUUCAGAAACUUACAGAGAGUUGAGCCAGUCAAAGAAAUAAGACGCCCAGCACACAUUUUUUUUUAUAUGUAUGUUUAUCAACAGAUGUAUUCAACGCACACAUUGUUACACUUCAAAUACACAAUCCACAGGUUCAUGCAAUUAGAAGACCCCCACCCCUCUGCCCAAUAAAAGAUAUUACAGCUUUGAUAUACUGAGAUUUACAUCUAGUUGCAUAGAAUAACCAUGCUAUGAACAACAUAU